AUGGCAUCGGGUAAGAGAAUAACAUCUACUUUCAACAACUGGCUUGGUCUCCUUGACGACGACUCUGACUCGAACAAUAAAAAUAAGAGUCCGUAUAGCGACGCAGAUGUUCAUAAUGAUAACUUUAAUAAAUGGAAAUCUUUUGAGAUAAGACAUCAAGUGGGUGCAACGAUCGACAAGGAAGCACAAAAUGUGGUCAGGAUACGAGACAUUAUCAGAUUUGUUGCUGAACAAAAUCUGGCUUUUAGAGAUUAUAGAGAAAUCGUGAAAGUAAAUGACACUGAAAAAAUAGGCAACUUUCUAGGACUCGUACAACUUCUUGGCAAGUUCCCGGAAACACAGCGGAAAAAUGUAGCGACAAGAUCAGACGCUGGUUUAUUGCUUACUGCUCUCCAGUCGUUAUCAUUUUUAGCCUUACUUGGACUAUGGAGUCCAGUUCUCCGCGAAGUAAAUGAUGCACAAUUAUAUCUUCAGGCAAAAGGACUGAAUGUGGACCAAUGUGCUAUGAAAAUUCAUGCUUUAGAAUCGAUUCUAGUCGACAAUCUAGAUGUACUAGUCAAUGAUGGACUUGAUUAUGCUAAAAAUAUAUGUGAAGAUCUUGGCAUUGAAAUAAUUCCUCGACGAACAAGAAAGAUAAAAAAACAUGGCUGUUGA
Messenger RNA from Arctia plantaginis, 654 nucleotides. NCBI's taxonomy places the organism in Eukaryota, Metazoa, Arthropoda, Insecta, Lepidoptera, Erebidae. The record is from the annotation of a GenBank genome assembly.